Solea senegalensis (Senegalese sole) is the source of this 3543-nucleotide messenger RNA. Its product is annotated as centrosome and spindle pole associated protein 1-like. Lineage: Eukaryota; Metazoa; Chordata; Actinopteri; Pleuronectiformes; Soleidae. The transcript has 28 exons. The record is from RefSeq and is a predicted model, not a curated record. Gene Ontology annotation, biological process: positive regulation of cytokinesis. The coding region runs from base 120 to 3347 and encodes 1075 amino acids. Gene Ontology annotation, cellular component: microtubule; spindle pole; centrosome.
AUUUUCGGCUCCAAAAGAGACUAAACCACCGCCAACACGUCGAAGCUAGCAAACAUUACCUUCGGCUGCGUCAAUCUGGACAGGACGCCGGUCAAUGCUGGGUUGUGUAACAAAGUCUGAUGGAGAUGGAUGACGAGCUGGAGAACUUCAUCAGGGAGCGGAAAGCAAGAGUGGCUGAGGAUAAAGCCAGGCUGGAACAAGACCCUCCUUACAUGGAAAUGAAGGCCAAACCCCACAGAAGUUAUGAAUCGACAGUCAAGGAGAACAUUCCUCCCAAUUCUUUUGCUCAGGGAAAAGAGGAGAGUUGCAGUAUGGGUCUGCCUCUCGGUGUGGAGUACGAGAGGAAGAAACAGAGGCUGCAGCAUGAGCUCCGGAUGGACUACAGACGCUACAUGGCUCAGCAACACUUACUUGAAGACCAGACUGGCUUUCUCCCCAAACAGAGAGUCUCCUCACGCAGGAAUGCAGCCACUCUAACAGAGGAGAACAAAGGCCUGCAGAGGGCGCUGCGCCUCGUCAAGGGGAAGGCCCUCUGUCCUGAGGAGGAAGACGAGCAGCCACCACUGGCUCGAAGGUAUCGUAACAGGCCACGGAGACCCGUGGACCAGGAGUCGGAGGAAGAUGAAUACUCAGAGGAGCUGGAGCUGAUGGAGGACAGAAGGAUGGGCACUGAUCCUGGGUAUGAGAGGAGACGAAACAAUAAAACUGAUGGCAGGGAGAAGAGGGAGAAUCCAGCUGGCCUUGCCAGAGACGGCAGGAGAUUUAAAGCACUGACCAAAAGCGAUGACACUGAGUUUGCUACUGGCCUUAUAAUAGGAGCAGAUGACACAGAUGAGACUCUACGGAGAAGAAAGGAGCGCUACAGACAGGAGCUGCAGGAACAGAUCGCUGAACAACACAGGAACAAAAAGAGGGAGAAGGAUUUGGAGCUGAAAGUUGCUGCCACAGGAGCCAAUGAUCCUGAGAAACAGCCGGACCGAAUCAGACAGUUUGGACUAAGCAGGAGAAGAAAUCUUCAGGUUUUACAGCCAUCGGCAACAGGAGAUGGUGAAUCAUCACCCAGAGGUCUGUCCAACAGGGAGAGGAUUGCUCUUCGAGAAAGAGAAUUGCCUCCUCCUGAGCAGCCUCAUGUGGCCUUCCAGUCCCCUCUACUGGACUACAGCUCUGCUCUGGGUCUGGGAGGUGGUCUGUCUCCCAACGGUCAACCUACUGCACCGUCCUUCCAUAGAGACACUCCCAGAAUUCCGAUGUUCCCUCCACAUCCUCCCUCGGGUCUCAGUGACGCCUACAGGAACCUGUACACUGAGCCCCAUUUCUGCUAUGGCUCCAGAAACCUGCUCGACCCAAAUAUGGCCUACUGUGGUCAUUUGUCUGUCCCUGGUGCUGGUCUUCCCGUGUCCUGCUGGAACGUACCACAAGGUGGAACUGUGCCCAGCCGGUUUGGUAACCACAGCCCUCACAGCCAGUACAGUGGAAGCAGCUUCCCUGAUCCCCCAACUCGUUCCCGAAAUGAAGCUCCUGCUAUCAACUCACCCGUCAGGGUUUUCCCUGCAGAGAGAUCAAGUUCAACCCGAGAAAGAAUCCUGAGCUACAGAGAUGCUCUCAAAGAACAGGAAGCUUCCAGAAGAGGGCGCAUCGAGCUUUACAACAAGAUCCAGGAGCAGCAGGAAAGGAGGCGCCUGGAGAAGGAGGAGAGGGAACGUUACGAGGCUCGGCUUGAGGCCGACAUGAAGAAUCACCAGCCCUGGGGCCGAGGUGGAGGAGGAGCGCCUCUCAAAGACAGCACUGGAAAUCUCAUAGCUGAUCUCAACCAGAUGCACAAGCUAAAUGAAGAGGCCUACAUCAACCCGGAGCAGUGGCAGAGGAAAACCACGGCUGCCAUGACAGCACGUCAGCCAGAGCAACCUGACCCCAACGAGAGGGUCUCUGGUUUCACACACGUCCAAACUCCACAGUUUGCCAGAGGCAAAGUGUUUUCCAACCAGCCCACCCAGCAGCAGCUCCAGGACCAGGACAAGUACAAAGCUUUCCUCAAACAGCAGAUUGAGGAGAAAAUGCGUAAGAAGGCAGAGGAGAGGGAGCUGGCCAGACUGGAGGAGGAGAAAGAAGAGAAGAGGCUGGCGGAACAGAGAGCUCGCAUCCAGAGAGAGUUUGAGGAAGAACAAGAGAGGAAAAAACAAAAAGAAAAGGAGCAAAAGAUGAAGAAUGAAGAGCUAAUUCAGCAGGCUGAGGAGAGGAAGAAGGAAGCUGAGAGGAAGAAGAAGGACGUGGAGGAGAAGGAGAAUGGAGUGCUGAGGAGGCAGUAUGAGAGGGAGAGACAGGCUCGUGUGGAGGAGGUCUGCAGGGAGCCUUCACCUCCUAUUCCCACUCUGCAGAAGAAACAUGUACCACACCAGUUCACCCCCAGACCUCCUACAGUUGACAGCCAGCACUCGACUGUCCCUCUGUCUGAACGUUCUUUGUCUGGUCUCCAGUCUCCUCCUGUUCCUGCUCGUAGAACCCAGCUCCGAGCUGCAUGCGAUCAGAGGGACGUGUUUAGUGAACUGUCAGCUUUGCGUCGGCAGCUUCGCAGUGAACAGAAACGGCUGGAGAAUCAUCUGCAGCAGGACGACUGGGAGGAAUUAGACUCUCCUCUGAGUGACAGACUUGGGGAGCGCCCCCCGGUGGAUGUGUUUGAUAUGGCCAGGCUGCGGCUCCAAGCUCCGGUCCGAAGACCCAACUCCAGAAACAUGGAGCCCAGAAACCUGCUGCAAAUCCACGACUCCCUUCAGCUCAAAUACACAGAUGCUAAGUCCAGGCUGGACUCCACUGAGGUUCCUAAACUGGAGGAAGUGGGCGUGACCAGCAUGAAAAGACACAACUACAGGGAAACAUAUCACCAGCUCAGCAGCCACAGAUCGACAGCUCAGGACGAUUAUUUUGACUUGUCCCCAACACAUCAAAAUGAUUAUCUGAGGAGUGUGAUGGGACGAUCUGCCAGAGGUUCCCUGCUGGAGUCAGAGAGUGCGUUCAUUGAUCCUCUAGGCAAUGCCUUCCCUGUGCCUCGCACGCCAGAGUGUGAGAAGACCCCGCAGCUGUCAGCCAGAGAGAGGAGGAGGCUGGCCAAACAGUCGCAGCAUCCUCAGGAAGGAGCUGCUUCCCGUCAGUGCAGAGGUCAACACGACUCGAACACAGGACCAGUGGAUCAGUCUGACGACGACGACUCCCCUCCUCGCUUUUCUCUUCACAACAUGAACCAUCGAAGCUCCAGGGAAAGCGCGGUCACGGAUUCCUGGACGCGGCCGGGAACGUCGGACACGCAGAAGUGUUUGGACCGUCCAUCGAGGAGGGAACGGUCAGCGACGUAGGAACGAAUAUGCCAAAAUGAACAAAAUGAUUCUGAUGUAAAACAGACCGACUGUGAUGGAUGUGUGGUUAUGAAUUUCUGAAAACUGAUAAACAUUUGUAUGUUCUUUUCAAGAAAAGUCUUUGUUUACAUCAGUAAGAACUUGCAAUCACUUGACUAAUGACCUCAUUAUUUUUAAAUAAAUUAUUUUAAAUAUU